CGCCCAAAUAUUUUGGCCUCCCCAAAAUAUAAGUAAUUGUAAUAUUUGCUUUCCCAAAUUUUAAUUAAAUAUUUACCAAGGGUAAGAAAUGAAAGAGAUAAAAAACAAAAAUUACGAUAUUAAAGUGGGGAAAGUACGAUAUUUACAAUAAUUACGUAUGAAUAAAAUCGGAAAAAGUACGGAAAAAGUACUUGUGGUUGGACCCGUUUUCAGAUAGGGUCAUGUGUUUCAUUUUUUAUCAAAGUGGUUCAUGUGUUUGAACUUCGUUAUCACAAGAGGGUCACACCCUUAAAAAGGGCUGAGGAAGACGAUAAACAAUAACUCCGAUAUUAAAAAGUGUCCGGAAAAUUAAAAGAAAAAUAGUGUAGAGUAAUAUUUUUGUCAUUUUUGGCUUUUUGCAUUUAAAUUUCUAGUUUUAUGUAUCAAAUUAAAACAUUUGUCAUCGAUAAAGAAUUGGAGGAUGUAUAGAAAAGAGACAAGUACCAUUUGUGGCAUUAAUGCAUGCAUGAUCAGCAUGGGGAACACCAUGGGUUCACCUCCUCCGCCUCCUCUCCACUGUUCUUCUUCACCUUCUUGGCAUUUGAUCAAAUACCUUGCUGCUGGAUCUUCUUCAUCCUCUGAAUAUCACGCAAGGCCAACAUGUACGCAAAUCUUUCUUGCCUCCUCCAUGGGAUUAAUCUUAGCAGCUGUUAUUCAUUUCCGUAUCAAGGAAAUCAGGGACCUGAAAAUCGUUCCAAGAAUUAAACUCUCUGAUUCCGGCCAAAUUCUCAAGCUUGAAGCAUUUCCUCAUUAUGUAGCUAGGCAAAUGGGAUUUGCAGAUAAGAGAGAAUGUCCAACCUUGUGCAAAUUAGCUUCUGAUUAUAUAAGAAAAACAGAAGGGUGUGAAGAGGACAUAUAUAAUUUCUUUGCGACUGAAUCGGGUGCGGAUUCUCUAUUCAUAAAGCUUGUGGAAGAGCUUGAAAGAUUAAUCCUUAGUUAUUUUGCAUUUCAUUGGAGCCAAGCUUCUAAUAUGAUCAGCCAGGUUUUAAAUGCUGCUGAUCAUACUGAGCCAAAGAAGAAGCUCAAGAACAUUGUAAUGGCAGCUACUAGAGAGCAGAGAUUUGAGAGGGUGACUAAGAAUCUGAAGGUUGCAAGAGUGUUUACAACCUUAGUGGAGGAGAUGAAAGCCAUUGGACUUGUUGGUGCCGAUGAAUCGCAAUGCACAGAUGUGAUGGUUCCUAUGGCUCACAAAGAUAGGAGCCCAGUCCUUCUCUUUAUGGGUGGUGGCAUGGGAGCUGGGAAAAGCACUGUGCUCAAGGACAUCCUAAAAGAACCAUUCUGGGUUGGAGCAGGUGGCAAUGCAGUUAUAAUAGAGGCAGAUGCCUUUAAAGAAUCAGACGUUAUCUACAAAGCCCUAAGCUCAAGGGGUCAUCAUGACAUGCUUCAAACAUCAGAAUUGGUACAUCAAUCAUCUACAGAUGCAGCAUCAUCUCUGCUUGUGACCGCGCUGAAUGAAGGAAGGGAUGUGAUCAUGGAUGGCACACUUUCUUGGAUACCAUUUGUGGUGCAGACAAUAACAAUGGCGAGAAAUGUUCAUCGGUGCCGUUAUAGGAUGGGAGCUGGCUACAGGGUGGAAGAUGAUGGAACUGUGACUGAGAACUACUGGGAAAGGAUUGACGAGGAACCUUGCCCUGUUGAUGGGGUUAAAAAGAGAAGAGCGUACAGAAUAGAGUUGGUUGGAGUUGUUUGUGAUGCUUAUUUAGCUGUUAUUAGAGGAAUAAGGAGAGCUAUCAUGUGUAGACGAGCAGUGAGAGUAAAUUCACAACUGAAGUCCCACAAGAGGUUUGCAAAUGCAUUCACAACAUACUGCAACUUGGUGGAUAAUGCUAGAUUGUAUAGCACAAAUACUCUUGAAGGCCCUCCCAAAUUGAUAGGAUGGAAGGACAGAGAUAAAACACUAUUGGUUGAUCCAGAUGAGAUAAAUGUCUUGAAAGUGGUGGGGAGGUUGAACGAGGAUUCAGACUCCAUAUGUAACCUGUAUAACCACCCUCACCCCGCUUACCAGAGUGGUUCCUUCUGGAAAGACAUUGUGUUGUCACCUUCAAGGUUGAACAUUCAAAAGGAGCUCAAAUACUUCAUCACCAAAAUUGAGCAGUUUUACUCUACACGUUAAGAUUAGUAUUUUAUAACAGAGAAUUGUUAUUUUGAUUCUUCAGUUGUUCCUGGUUCUGUAAUAUAGCUCUGAUUGUCAGGUGCUCUCCCUCAAUUAUUUGAAAAUAGUGAUCGUUGGGGUCUCUCACAUCCAAUCUCUUGGAGAGGAGUGCGGUAGCAGAAGGCCAUUAAGAAGCGGAAAUUGGGACUUUUUGAUGUGGCUUUUUCCAUUCGCAUAGCUGUAGCGUAGUUUAAGCCUCUCUCGGAGGCAGCUUGCAAUGGCCAUAAUGUUUUUAGCUAUUCAACACAAAAACCACAGCAGAAAUAUGAAACAAACAAGUUCUUU
Molecule: messenger RNA, 2476 nt
Organism: Cuscuta europaea
Lineage: Eukaryota; Viridiplantae; Streptophyta; Magnoliopsida; Solanales; Convolvulaceae
Source: the annotation of a GenBank genome assembly